Chelonoidis abingdonii (Abingdon island giant tortoise) is the source of this 1170-nucleotide messenger RNA. RefSeq names its product methyltransferase 1, tRNA methylguanosine (gene METTL1). Lineage: Eukaryota; Metazoa; Chordata; Testudines; Testudinidae. Gene Ontology annotation, biological process: tRNA methylation; RNA (guanine-N7)-methylation. Gene Ontology annotation, cellular component: tRNA methyltransferase complex. Gene Ontology annotation, molecular function: tRNA (guanine(46)-N7)-methyltransferase activity. The record is from RefSeq and is a predicted model, not a curated record.
GCGGGGUCCCGGGGGGCGCCAUGGCGGGGGCACCGCCCCAGAAGCGCUUCUACCGGCAGCGGGCUCACUCCAACCCCCUGGCGGACCAUACGCUGUGCUAUCCCACAAAACCUGAGGAAAUGAACUGGGCUGAGCACUACCCUGAGUUCUUCGCCCCGUUGACCAAAGAUGACCGUCACGAUGACCCGAAGGACUCCGAGGAGAGAGCGAAGCCCGCGGCGCAAGUCGAAUUCGCUGAUAUUGGCUGCGGUUAUGGGGGCUUGUUGGUUGAGUUGUCACCCCUCUUCCCCAACACCUUAAUGCUGGGCCUGGAGAUCCGAGUGAAGGUCUCGGAUUAUGUCCGCGACCGGAUCCAGUCUCUGAGAGCAUCCCAUCCCGGGCAGUACCAGAACAUUGCCUGUAUCCGCAGCAAUGCCAUGAAGCACCUGCCCAACUUCUUUCACAAGGGGCAGCUGGCCAAGAUGUUCUUCCUUUUCCCGGACCCGCACUUCAAGAAGACCAAGCACAAGUGGCGGAUCAUCAGUUCUACGCUGCUGGCUGAAUAUGCCUAUGUCCUGUGCGUUGGGGGCCUGGUGUAUACCAUCACCGACGUGGAAGAGGUGCACGAGUGGAUGGUCAGGCACUUCAGUGGGCACCCGCUUUUCGUCCAGGUGCCCUUGGAGGACUUGGGUGGUGACCCUAUCGUGGGGCGCCUGGGGACCUCUACCGAGGAGGGAAAGAAAGUCCAACGGAACGGCGGCAAGACCUUCCCUGCUGUCUUCCAGCGCAUCGAAGCCGAAGCCCUGCAGGGGGCACUGGGCACAGAGCCGUGCCAGGGGGCUCCGGACACGUGACUGUGGACCCGAGAGACUGAUCGUCUUGGACGGCAUGCAGCCGUGCAGCGUUCCGGGGAGGCCUGUGCCCCUCGCCUGGUGCUGCCGGGACAGACGGGCUGGUGGCCUGGCCUGGAUCACGAUGCCAGCGGCAGCCCUCGAUGCCGUGAAUAGAGGGAGGCUGGUGCCUCUCCUAACAAGAAACGCAUAAGGAGUGUCCCAAGCAUCCCCUUAGCCCUGCUUGCUGCUGCUGCCCACGAACUCCCGGAGCCGUUGCUUGUACUUCUAAGACUGUGUCAGGCAGGGGCUGGCUGCAGCUUCACUCCCGUUCGAUUUCUGAAUAAAGCGUGAACUCCCA